Lachancea sp. 'fantastica' is the source of this 1125-nucleotide messenger RNA. The record is from the annotation of a GenBank genome assembly. Lineage: Eukaryota; Fungi; Ascomycota; Saccharomycetes; Saccharomycetales; Saccharomycetaceae.
AUGAGAGUCGCUAGUCUUUUUUCGUCGGCUUCGUGGAUUGUUCCACGGUUCAAGGAUGAAAAACUCCGAACUAUUCAAAUCUCGCCAAAGGAAGUAUUGGAAGUUACGGACCAUGAAAAGCUUCUGCUCAAGCGUCAAGGUCUGAACUACUUCGACAUCACCACUUUCCCGUCGCUUUACAGAUCAAACUCAGAGAGCCCAAAAGUUGUGGAAUAUACUUACCCUUUAGAAUUGACCAACGAGAAAAGAGUUACUGAAAUUUCAGAAGGGUGUGACACCAAAUCAAUGUAUGAAGACUUGGCCUUAUUCACCAACUUCUACACUCGGUAUUACAAAUCAGAUUAUGGAUUUGAGUCAGCAACAUGGCUCUCCGACAAACUCCGAAACGUAACAGAAUCGGUGGGCGAUAGAGCUGCUCAAUUUCAUGUUGAUCAUCACGAUUGGAAACAAUUCUCGAUAAUAGUUCAAAUCAAGGGUACUGAAACUCCAGAGAAUUUGAUUGUGUUCGGCUCCCAUCAAGAUUCCAUGAAUUUGAUUUUCCCAUCAAUCCUACCAGCGCCGGGCGCUGAUGACAAUGGCUCUGGAACAGUCACCAACAUCGAAGCUCUUAGAAUCUACACAAGUUAUUUGAACAAAACUCAAGAUUGGCCCAAAAAUACGGUGGAGUUUCAUUUCUAUUCAGCGGAAGAGGGUGGGCUCCUGGGGUCCCUCGACAUUUUCACUCAUUAUGCGCAGCAGAACCGAACUGUGGUUGCUAUGCUACAACAAGAUAUGACUGGAUAUGUAGAGGACCCCAAAAACGAGCAUCUAGGGAUCAUCACCGAUCAUACAAGUCCGUCUUUGACAAACUUUCUCGAGCGAGUAAUCAACAAAUAUCUGAAUAUCCCGUUUGUCGAAACUGAAUGCGGUUAUGCGUGCAGCGAUCAUAGCAGUGCAACUAGAAAUGGAUUCCCCGCCGCCUUGGUGAUCGAGAGCGACUUUUCAAAAAAGAACAAGUACAUCCAUACAACAAUGGAUACGCUGGAUCGAUUAAGCUUUGAGCAUAUGGCAGAGCAUGUAAAGCUAAUUAUUGGCACGAUAGCAGAGCUUGGAAACUGGGAGUUUGAAGUGUCGAGCAACGAGUAG